Cololabis saira (Pacific saury) is the source of this 2848-nucleotide messenger RNA. RefSeq names its product cell death-inducing p53 target 1 (gene cdip1). The transcript is spliced from 6 exons. Bases 198 to 815 code for a protein of 205 amino acids. The record is from RefSeq and is a predicted model, not a curated record. Gene Ontology annotation, molecular function: zinc ion binding. NCBI's taxonomy places the organism in Eukaryota, Metazoa, Chordata, Actinopteri, Beloniformes, Belonidae. Gene Ontology annotation, biological process: tumor necrosis factor-mediated signaling pathway; intrinsic apoptotic signaling pathway in response to DNA damage by p53 class mediator.
GGCUUCAGGGGGGCUGGCUCUGCUCAGAUAAGUUGGAGCAGCUAAAGCAACAACUUCAGCAGCUCUGUGGGCUCAGGACGCUUCCGCCGACACAGCAUCUUGUCUGAUGACCAGAUAUCCUUAAAUCCAAGAAGCAAACACACAGUGAUUGCUGCUUGCUUGUCCAACCCAUCCACCAGCCCAGACCUCCGGCCAGCAUGUCGAGUGAUCCUCCCCCUCCGUACCCAGGGGGUCCCAGUGCCCCCCUCAUGUUAGAGAAGAAUGGACAACCCGUUGUAAGAACUGGUCCUCCCCAGGGGCAUCCACUUCCUCCAGACUAUGGUCCUCCACCCUAUGAAGGUCCACACCCAGGUUUUCUACCCCCCCAUGUCCCUGGAGAAGGACCCAUGCCGAUGCCCAUGCCGAUGCCCAUGCCUCCAACACAAGGUGGGCCGUACGCAGUGCCGCCCGGCCACUUUCCUCACCCAAUGCCGGGGCACAUGGGUCCUGGUCCAGGUCCGUGGACACACAUGGGAGGACACACAGCAACCGUCCUGGCUCCAUCGGGUACAGCCACCACGGUGACGGUACUGCAGGGAGAAAUCUUCCAGACAUCACCAGUCCAGACCGUGUGUCCGCACUGCUCGCAGGCAAUUGUUACCCGAAUCUCCCACGAUGUCGGUCUCAUGAACACUCUCUUCUGCCUCUUCUGCUUCUUUGUUGGUUGUGAUCUCGGCUGCUGCUUGAUUCCCUGUCUGAUUGAUGACCUUAAGGAUGUGACACACACUUGCCCGAGCUGUAAGGGCUACAUUUACACAUACAAGCGUAUCUGCUAACCACCGACAGCUGUAUGAGCCAUGUACAUGCACAGAUGAACUCACAGCUCCCCCUGCAGAUAGUGACACCCCCACAUUUUUGCAUAGUGUUGUGUAGCCUUCUUAUAUAGUAAGUGCAGUUUUCUCAUUAGUUCACAGGAUAUUUUCUGUAUAUAUCUUUCAGCAUACUUCUGUAAUGUAUAAAAACUAAUUUGAAAUGUACAAAUCUUUGAUGGAACUGCAGAGGAUGAAGGAUAAUAAAGAGGUGGCACACAUUGGCUGUAGGCACACAUAAUUGUGUACCUGCCACCAUUCUUGUGACAUUUAUGCAUGUGAAUUAGUAAGAAAACAAACAAAAAAAAAUGAUAGCCUCUUUAAGAGAAAACUGUGAACAUUGUCACUUUAUCCAAAUUCACCUGUGAAUUUUGUUCAGAAGUUCAUUUAAACAAGUGUUUGAUUUUAAAUUUCAUUUGAGAUGUUAUUUUAACAACUGAAUGUUUUUGUCUGUGUCUAAUCAUCUUGCUUUAACAGAUGUAGCUUUUUUUUCCCUCAUCACCUGUGGAAUGUGAAAAAAAAUCAUCCACUUAAACGGAUGCAUUAGUUACUUUUACUUUUCUGGUUUCCUGUCAGUUUUUUCAUGGCUGUGUCCUUAAAUCACACCUACUUCCUCUUUAGUGCACUCUACAUGGUCGUCAUAAAGGGCAGUAAAAAAAUGAUGCAACAAGUUUAUCAGCAGAACAAAACCGUCACACAGUACUGGAACGGUUCACUGCAUCAUUAAGUAAAGUAUUGUGGGAUAGUACAUUUAAUGUACUUUAAUGGGGUAUAACAACUGCAUUGCAAAAUGGAAAACACCAUGUGAGUAGGUUGGUGGUUUAAAACACAGCCACAUGUAAAUCACCUUACUGUUUAGCUGUUACUCAUCCUUGUCCUCUGUGUAUAAUUUACUUAAUUUUGAUCAUAAUAUUUGCACUUUAAGUUGAAAUCAAUGUUUUUGUUCCUUUGUAUCCUAAAGACUUAACCCUGGUCUUAUGAUUUUGAAGAAAAAAAAUCAUUUCAUGGGUAAAACCAAUGCAUAAUUAGGCUUUUGCUUGUGUUUUUUGUUACUUGAUUGAAUCAGUCCAUAGUUACUCUUUAGAGUGCACGGGACCUACCUGAGGAGAUGGUAGUCCGCUUUUUUUGGGUUAGUGAGAGAAAAACUGCAUGACAUCUCAGUAAUGUUUGUGAGUUCUGUGAUCUGGGUUGAUGCACUGCCCAAAAGGUAGAUUAUAUUUUCACUGGAGGUAGUAAGGGAUUUUACUGUUGUUUUUAUUUCUUUUUUGCAGCAGAGCCAUCAUCUCAAUCUUCACCUUCUACACUUGCCAUUAGUCCUUUUAAUACUUGCAUUGCUCAAAUGCAUGUUAGAUUACUGAUAGAAAUGUAUUUUGACAAUAUUGAGCUAUCUGCUAAGAGAAAGCUUCAAAUAAGUUAUUAAAUUCAGACUUGCAAAAAGAGAUUAAUUCCCAUGGAUAUACUGCUAACAUUUAACACAGACUGUUAAACCACAGCAUGUCCAUUCAUCAGUCAUGCUUACAAGGUGCAGUCUGAACUAGACAAAAAAAAAGUAGUAAUUCUCUCUGGAUGGCUCCCCGAUAUGUGAAUUUGAAUUUAUUUUAUUUUUUUCCUGGAGGCUGACAGAGCUGGGCAAGAAAAUACCUGUUAAACUGAAGGAUUGCAUUGCGAUGAUAGUAUUGUUGUGGAUACUGCUGGUUUGCAUUGCUCUAAAUGUCCGUGGUAAUGUAAGGCGAUGUAUCUGACUGUUGUAUACAGGCACUAUUUUAUCAAUAAACAUUAUGAAGGAAUCUCAUUUCAAUGUUUAAUGUCUGGAAAAUGAAUACCAUUCAAAGAAGGCAAACAGGGCCUGAAGACAAAGCAAAAACCGGAAAUCAAUCUCAUUCAAUAGAAGUUCAGAGUAUCAAUCUCUCCACCGAUGUCCACACUGGGCAUUGCAGCAUUUGUAGAAAGUUGUCAUGGGUUCAUCUGCUGAUCUGGUUUGAAUCUGCAUGAAAUACGCC